This is a messenger RNA of Microbotryum saponariae, 1597 nucleotides long. The record is from the annotation of a GenBank genome assembly. Lineage: Eukaryota; Fungi; Basidiomycota; Microbotryomycetes; Microbotryales; Microbotryaceae.
AUGCAGUCCACGCUCCCCUUGGACCCUCCCAAGACGCAGGCCGGCAGCGAGCUCAGAAUGCAAAUCAACAAGCUCGACUCGGAGCGGUGUCGGUUCGUCGCGGAUGGCGUGAAUCUUGCGUACGUCGAGAUCUCACGUCCUUGCAUAGGGUGGUGGUCCGCUUGACAUGGAAAACUUGACGCUCAUCCACUGCUCGCUUCUUCAUCCAUCCCGCCAAUCCCAUGCAAUCGAUGCGACGAUCCUAACCUUCGACCUUUCUCAUCCACUCUGGUCCCUGUUCUCCUGUUCUACACCAGUCUCGCCAACUCACUACGAAGGGUCAUGAUCUCCAACAUUGAGACACUGGCAAUCGACCAAGUGCAAAUCGAGGAGAACACCUCCGUGCUACCGGACGAGAUGAUCGCUCAUCGAUUGGGACUGAUCCCCUUGUGGAGCGAAGGCAUCGACAGGAGGAUACCCAACCACAACAAGGUGACGAACGACCCCGUCGAGCCACAUCCCAUUCGAUCAAUCUCCCACUGACGUUGUCGUCUGCAACACCUGUCGAUUCGUCACAGGAAUGCGUGUGCGAUGCCUUUUGCGACCUGUGCUCGAUCACGCUCGAACUGAACGCGUACUGCACCGAGGACCGAACGAUGGAAGUCACUUCCAAGAUGUUGACUGUUGUGGGUGAUGAUCGAUCUGGGAUUGGGAGACCAUCAGUCGGUGAGUGGACCCCUGCCUCAGCAUUUGGGCUACUUUGGCGCGGGGGGUUCGUUCGAAAGGGCUGGCCUGCUCAUGAGCUUUACCAUUCGACUAUCACCAGCUGGCGAUCGGGACACAGGUGUGAUGAUCGUCAAGUUGGGAAAGGGACAGCAGAUCAAGAUGAAAUGCAUUGCAGUUAAAGUACGUCGAAGCUGGGUCGAGAACUGUGGGCAUCGUCCCAGCUCGCUGACUCGUGGAGUUCCUUCACACCGACCGCGCACAGGGGAAAGCACUAGAACAUGCGAAAUGGUCCCCGGUAGCCGCACUGGGGUUCGAAUACGAUCCGUACAACAAGCUGCGGCAUACCGACCUGUGGUUCGAAGUAGGGACCGACCCGAACGAGGAAUGGCCCCUUUCCGAGAAUGCACAGGUGAGAGCAUGAAUCGACACAUCUUGACGUGCAGCAAUCGCUGAUGGUGCGGGGAUGCCUACGUCACAGUACGAACGCCCACCGGCCAAGGACGGUACCGAUCCAUUCGACUUCAAUGCCAACCCAACGCGAUUCUACUUUGACGUCGAGGCUGUCGGCCAAAUGAGGCCCGAGGAAAUCGUCGUUAAAGGCAUCGAUCAACUCAUCCUCAUGCUCGCAGACGUUACAACCUCGAUUGCCGAAAUCGCCAAACCUCGUGUCAACUCGGGGCAAACACCGAUGCACCCUGGGAUGGGUGGUGCGGAUCUCGGAGGGGGCUACGGUGGCGCGGGACAAAGUGGGUAUGAUGGUGGGGCAGGGGCAGGGUAUGGUGGAUACCCACAAGGGGGUCAAGGACCUGCGGGUGCCGUCCCCGCUGCGGGUGGGUUCCCCAACUAUGGUGCGAGGAGUCCACAGCGGAACGGGUACGACGAUUUCAACUAG